Messenger RNA from Hordeum vulgare subsp. vulgare (domesticated barley), 1993 nucleotides. Its product is annotated as coniferyl alcohol acyltransferase-like. The coding region runs from base 191 to 1840 and encodes 549 amino acids. The transcript has a single exon. NCBI's taxonomy places the organism in Eukaryota, Viridiplantae, Streptophyta, Magnoliopsida, Poales, Poaceae. Gene Ontology annotation, molecular function: acyltransferase activity, transferring groups other than amino-acyl groups. The record is from RefSeq and is a predicted model, not a curated record.
CCUUUAAACGCCCCUACCAUCUGGAGUUUACCUCGUAUAGUAGUAGUACUAUCCUUCACCGACGUGCCAGAACUAGGUGCUGCGCACAUGGCCAGCAUCCAAUUCUGCAUUGUUGAAGAUGUCGAAAAUGUAUUGGAUGGCUUGUCACAUCGGUGAGUCUACUUCGCAUUGAAAAAAUGCCCAAAGGAAGAUGAAAAUGAUCUGCCUGCCAAUUUUUCUCUUCUUCUUCCCGAAAGUGUUGGUCAUAACGCAACGUGCCGACUGCCGCGUUCCAAAACAAGACGAGUCCAACUGCGAUCUGACCAACCAUCAUCCCGCCUCGUGCUCUCGCCACCGCUCGCUCGUAUCCUACCUACGAGUCCAUCCCCGCGCCACGUCCGUCAGCGCGGUAGGUUACGUGAUGCCGCCGGCCGAGCGCCCCGCCGUCGCCGUCGAGGUCGUCUCCCGGGCGCUCGUCCAGGCCUCCGACCCGCCGCGGGGAAUCCCGGCGGUGCUCCCGGUCUCCAACCUCGACCUCAUCCUCGGCUCCUUCCACGUCUUCUUCAUCGCCGUCUACCCGCCCCCCGCCGCGGGGUUCCCGGCCGUGGCCGCGGCCGCGCGCGCCGCGCUCCCGGCCUUCCUCUCCCGCUUCUACCCCUUCGCCGGCCGCGUCGUGACCAACGCGUCCACCGGCGUGCCGGAGGUCGUGUGCGGCAACGCGGGGGCCGAGCUCGUGGUGGCGCGCGCCGGCGCGGAGCUCGCCGACGUGGACUUCGCCGACGCUGACGCCUCGCUCGGGCGCAUCCAGGUGCCGUUCGAGCGUGGGCUCGCGCUGUCGCUGCAGCUCGUCCGGUUCGCGUGCGGCGGGUUCUCGCUCACCUGGGGCACCGACCACCUGCUCGUCGACGGCCACGGCCUCACUACUCUGCCCAAUGCCUGGGCCGAGAUGCUCGUCGGGGGCGGCCUCUCGUGGGAGCCCCACCACGACCGCGCCUCCCUCUUCCGGCCACGCUCGCCGCCGCGGUACAGCCCGUCGCUCGACGCCGAGUUCGUGCGCUACGACCCGGCCAACCUCCCAAACGCCCUCCUCGCAGCCGCCCUCGUGCGCCGGAACUACGUCGUGGAUGCCGCAGACGUCGACCGCCUCCGCGCGGCGGCCAGCGGCCCCGAACGCCGCGCCACGCGGCUCGAGGCCCUCUCCGCACACGUCUGGAAGCUCCUCGCCGCGGCCGUGGGCGGCUCCGACACGCGCUGCCGCAUGGCGUGGCUAGUCGACGGCCGCCGGCGCCUCGACCCGGCCAAGUACAACAAGACACACGUCAACAACUACCUCGGCAACGUCGUCACCUACGCGUCGCGGGAGGCGGCCGUGCACACGGUGCGGACCGCCCCGCUCGCCGACGUGGCGACGAUGGCCGCGGCGGCCAUCGCGGAGGUGUUCCGGCAGGAGCGGUACGAGGAGCUGGUGGACUGGAUGGAGGCGCGCAAGGGGGUGUUCGCGGAGGGCGGCAAGUGGACGGAGGCGGUGGGGCUGGGCACGGGGAGCCCGGCGCUGGUGGUGUCGGCGUUCGUGCCGUUCAGGGUGGAGGGGGACUUCGGGUUCGGCCGGCCGCGGCUGGUGAUGCCGUGGGUGCGGCCGGGCCGGCUCGGGUCGGCGGCCAUGACGGUGAUCCGGAGCCCCGCGGGGGACGGGUCCUGGCUGGUCACCGCCAGGAUGUGGCCGCGGCUCGCCGACGCGGUGGACGCCGACCCGGAUGCCGUGUUCAAGCCGGCGACCGCCGAGCGGCUCGGGUUUGCGGCGCCCCGGUGCUGUGAGCUGGGGGCCACCGGCACGGCGCAGCACGCCGUGAGCCGCAUGUGAGCUGCGUUGCCUGCGUGGACGGCUGCUGUUAAAAUCGUUGUCCUACCCCCUCUCUCUCUCUCUUUUAAAGAAUGUACUAGCCUCUCUCAGUACUAGAAUAGGAUUUUUUGGAUACAUUUUUCAUUUUUUCAAUAAAAGAAACGAAUUUGCUUA